AUGUCGACAGUGCGUCAAAAGCAGGCUAUUCUAAGCGCAGGUCGCAACACACAGCUCGACAGUCGGACACUACGGUUCACGGAAAAUGGCACCUUCCAGAUAUCCGUCUUUGAGGAUUUGCACUUCGCCGAAGAUGUUGGUCGCGAUAUCAAGACGGCCGUGGUCAUGACCAACGUUCUUUCUGAGGAAGAAGCGCAGCUAGUGGUUCUCAACGGGGAUCUGAUAUCCGGGGAAGCCGUAGACGAUUCGAACUCCGGCAAAUAUCUUCAUGAAAUUGUGGCCCCCUUGGUCAGCAUGGGAAAAGUAUGGGCAUCGACAUACGGCAAUCACGACAGUGAGGUUUCUUUGGAUCCGAUGACGGAUAUUUAUGAACAGGAGAUACGAUACCCGAAUAGUCUGACCCAAAGCAUGAUUUCCGGACCCAAGGUUGGCAUAACAAAUUACUAUUUGCCAGUUUAUCCACACGAUGCUUCUGAGAGUACUCCGGCACUUAUCUUGUGGUUUUUUGACUCAAGGGGUGGGCAUUAUUCGACAAAAGCAACCAAAAGCGCAGCAGAGAGUAGCUCGGUCGCGAGGGGGGACUGGAUCGAUGAAGAUGUUGUUGAAUGGUUCAUAGAAGCAAAGGCCAAUUUGACGGCUGCAUAUGGACAAGUCAUUCCUUCUCUUGCGUUCUACCACAUUCCCGCCCAUUCCAUGCUUCAGUAUCAAGAAAGAAGCUUUGAUUCUCACACAACUCCGGGUAUCAAUGGUGAAGAAGUGGCGUCUCAAGGAUCAAUGGACACCCCAUAUACAGGACAGGACCGCCAGUUCAUGCACGCUCUUCUUGAUACUCCUGGGUUAAUGGCCACUUUCAGUGGUCAUGACCACGAAAAUGAUUGGUGCUUCAAAUGGGACGGUCGGAUCAUCGAUCAAAAUCUAACCGGAAAUGGAAUCAAUAUGUGCUACGGUCGGCAUACUGGAUAUGGAGGAUACAGCGAUGUCACCCGCGGUGGGCGCCAAAUUUUCCUGGAUCAAACGACUAUGAAAGAUGAAGUCAAAACAUGGAUUCGGCUGGAGGACGGAACCAUUUCAGCCCCAGUCACAUUGAACGCGACAUAUGGUCAGGAUAAAUAUGCCGCAGACCGAUAUAGAGUAGGGCCACGAAGUGACAUACGGACUUCAGGAGGUUCUAGUGCUCAUGAUCUAUUGGCAGUGCCUUUGAUGUUCUAUCUUUGGCUUCCAAUCCUGUCAUUUUGGUACUGGAAACGCUGA
This is a messenger RNA of Penicillium lagena, 1251 nucleotides long. RefSeq names its product metallophosphoesterase family protein. NCBI's taxonomy places the organism in Eukaryota, Fungi, Ascomycota, Eurotiomycetes, Eurotiales, Aspergillaceae. The transcript has 4 exons. The record is from RefSeq and is a predicted model, not a curated record. Gene Ontology annotation, cellular component: cytoplasm. Bases 1 to 1251 code for a protein of 416 amino acids. Gene Ontology annotation, molecular function: hydrolase activity, acting on ester bonds.